This is a messenger RNA of Camellia sinensis, 2120 nucleotides long. Its product is annotated as stress response NST1-like protein. Lineage: Eukaryota; Viridiplantae; Streptophyta; Magnoliopsida; Ericales; Theaceae. The record is from RefSeq and is a predicted model, not a curated record.
GGUAAUCACACCCAUAAAGGGCCAGACUCUCUCUCUCGCUCUCUGUGUCACUGGUUCCAUGCCAACAUCACACCACAUCCCACUCAAUAUCUCACUUUCCCACCUUCCAUUUACAGAAAAACACACACUGCACUGGAUGGAAACUUUACAUAGACCCACAAACACAUUAAAAAUCGUAUCUUUCUCUUCCUUUUAGAGAGAAAGAAAAAAAUCAAGAACAAAUGCAGAAUGAAAACUUCUCCUUCUUCUUCUUAAAGAGAGGGAGAGAUAGGGACAGAGUUGGGGAUGUGGAGAAGAAGCUUUUGAUUGAUUCAACUAUUUCAUCAACGGCGGUAUGAUAACACGAAACAAAUGGAGAGGAUGGUGAUGACAACACUAGAGAACUCUUUUUAUUGAAAAUUCAAGUUCAAGAAUUUAGUUUAUGAGGAGGAACGGUUCUUCUGAAAUCGUUGGUUUGAUUUUUGAAAUGAGUUCUGCUUUGUGUUGGGGCAGGGAUCCUUUCGCCCAACAGCGUUCUUGCUUUGAGCCACCUGUGAAAGCUUUGGCGAUUAGGGCACCUAAUUAUUCUCAGUUAUGGAAUUCAAAAUAUGAUUAGUUGCCAAGUAUAUGCUUAGUUGCCAAUCAAGUUUUUUCUCUUAUAUAAUUCGAAGUUUGCGCAGUGCUUGAAAUGAGUCAGGACCAAAAGUUCCAACAACGGUGGGAGUUCAGGAGGAGAGAUGACGAUCUUGAUUCUUCAAGCCAUGACUCCAAAUCAAGUUCUGGUGGUGAGCGAGUUCUCAAGAACCAUACGGUGGUUUCAAAUUUGACUUUGCCUGAAAAUGAUGAAACUGGCGAUGCUCCAUUGCCUAAACAGGAGAGUCAAUUAGAUCCUGAUAUGGGCAUCAUCCCUUUCGAAUUCACAAAUGCUGAAAAAAUACAUAGUGGACCAAGCAACAGAAAUCGUGGAGUUAAGAACAAGAUGAAGAAGGCUUCUAUGAAAAAAAGCAAUAGAAAGAAGAAAAAUAAUCGCAGUGCACGUGAGCCUAUUUUGCUGGACGAUUUUAAGAUCUUCAUGAAAUCGAUAAUUGAGGAGCUCAAAGUUGCUAGAGAAAACAUGUUUACAAGGAUGAGAGAUGAGAUGAAAAAGUUAGUGGAUGUCGAGUUAGCUUCAAGGGCAACAAAGAAAGGAGGCGGUAAUCACAGGCAAAAAACUGGCCAAAUCCAACAUCAGAACAACGUUGAAUUGGGAAUGAAAACUCAAAAUUGCAAUGGGGGAUCUUUAGAGAGGUCUGUGAAAAGUGAUAGGACAACUGAUUCGAAUAACUGCCAUGAAGUUUUUGAAGAGAAAGUUAACCAUGACAAAACCAUCGGAACCAUUGCAUCAAAUGAAAAGGAAAAAGUAGAAAUGUUGAGAUUGUCUGUUAGAAAACCCAUAUCUCCAUGUAAUCUCUCUGAUCAGGUAGUUUCUUCUGUGUGUUUGACUCUACCCACCGUUCUAUCUGAGCCACCACGAGCUGAGAACCACAAGCUUGAUUCUUCUUGCAACUAUACUCAGCCAGAAGCAACCGGAAAUAAAACCAGCAUGAAUUUGGAAAAGGCAAAGUUAAUGGUUGAUGCAGGAACUAGCAGAGGAUACUAUCUGGGCAUUCAGCAAGCAGAGCAGUUCAGAAGCUUUUCUCAAGCAGGUUCCCAAAAUAUGUGUUACCGUUACUCUGAUCAAAACAACACUGAAACAUCAACUAUGGGAAGUGGGUUCCCGGUUCCACUUCAUCAGGGGCUGGGUGCCGGUUUUAACAUUCCAAGCCAACCUCUGGAGAAUUUAUCUCACGACAAUCACAUUUUGGGGCCGAGGAUGAAUGGAGGAGCCAUAAGAUUCUCCGGGGGAAGUCAUGCUUUGCCAGAGCACUUUGGUUCCGGAAACUUCCAUAGACAGAUGAGAUGAAAAUGGAAACCAAGAUAGGAAAGAUGGUUGGGAAUGGAAAAUUUGAAGAGUGAAAGGAAUUGAAAUUCUUAGCUGAUCCUUUUGUUGCGGAGAUAUAGCUCUCAUGGUGUGUCUUCUAUUUCAUCAUCAUUCUUUUUCCAAAAAGGGAUGACUUGUAAAGUUCCACAUGAAAAAUGUUCAAUUCUGUCUUUGUUUGAAA